UUGGUAAUUGUCAGUUAUUUAUAUUAAAAUCGCUUGAAGUACAAGUACAGAAACGCUCGCUCAAUGUCACUCUUCAACUAUACGCUCGCUAUUCCAUUGUAUGACUCGCUGUAAUCAUUGUCCUAGACAGUAUGUUUGUUUAUUUGUAUCGAUCGGUGGUAUUACAAAAAGCUCAAAUUUAAGUCCAGUCGAAGAUUACAAACAACGACGAUAAUGUUUCGCCCGGAGUUUGUUUACCUUCGAACCAAACAAACCGAAACAACGUUGGUAUUCCAAGGCACAACAAUGAAGGUCUCUCCCGAUUCGAAUCUUUAGUUGACUCAUGUGCCGCUACACACGUAAUGACAAUUUUCCUAAUUGGUUCACGGAUCGAAAUAACCCUAACUGAUCUACAAUCUCUUUCUUCUGCGCAAUGCUUGGUUAAAAGCGCGCAACAUCCACGGCGAUGAUCGAAUCGAGAUCCAAACAAGUUCCAAGAGCGUCGGGACGCCCAUCGUGCUUCAAGGUGUAGGUGCAACACAAUCAAAGCAUUUAGAGCGACCUUCUGGCUGAGAAGUAGCUUCUGCAGAGGGUUCCAAGUUGGUGAGGGUAGCGGCUGCUUGAAUGGCAGAGGAGAGUCAGUUUCUCUAGAGACUGCACGCGGUGCGUUCGCUUCUAGUGUCAGUGAAUUUCACUCUCUAUUUAUCACGAUUCAGUGUCGCGUUUCUGACGUUCACGUGAGUGCAAAAUAUCGACAAGGCUUCGAUGGUUCAAACAGUUUAAUUAGACUUGGGCGUGUACCGCUGUUGUCGAUGACGUUUCUUGCUUCGCUGGAUUUGUGAUAUUGCAAGUGUAUUGUAAAUAAAAGGUGCGAAGUACUUGUGUUUGUCAAGUCUGAAGAGAUAGAGCAGCUCGUGCAAUGAUGUCAUACGAAUGCCCUCAUCCGGUUUCCAAGACCUAUCGAUACAAAAAAAUAACGAAACCUCUGUUGGAAAGAAAACGACGUGCACGAAUAAACAAAUGCCUCGAUGAGUUGAAAAACCUUAUGAUAGAUACUUUAGAGACGGAGGGGGAGGACAUCAGCAAGUUGGAGAAAGCGGACAUUCUGGAGCUGACGGUGCGCCAUUUACAAAGGCUACAGGGCUCGCGAUCUUCUGGAUUGUCGGGCACGAUUACGAAGAACGAAGAGGCAUCGGCCGAAAGUCGAUGGCUGUCCGGUUUCGGGCAUUGCGCAGCUGAGGCGUACAGAUUUCUCUCUGCGGUUCCAGGUGAAGGCGCGGAAAGGUUAGCGAGACACCUCGCAGCUGGCCUUCAAAAGAGCCGGCAAACGAAUUCGACGCUGAAAACGAGCAUGUUAACCCAAACUUUGGCAAGUCUGGAUCUCACUGCUGAUAUACUGGCACCUUUGAUUACAAAUUCCGCUAGGGAGAACGUCCAAGUAACGUCUUCCAAUCAAAACGCAAUGCCGUGUCGUGGAGUAAUACACGAAAAAAUCGUCUUGAAUAUUUCACCUGAAUGCGACACCACGGUGACCUUGGAAAAUAAGAAAAAAUUGAAUACGAGAUGCCGUUCUCACGCGAAAGACUUCACGGAAGAACGAAUGGCGAAGAGAGUUAAAACGGAAGUCAAAGUCGAGGAUGACGAAGAAAUUGACGUGGAACGCGUUGACGAAGCUGACCCUAUGUGGCGGCCUUGGUAGUUUUAAUAAAACUAUACGUUAACAGUUGUCUUAAUUUAUAUUAAAGUUAUGUAAAUAUAAAGUUCCAGGAUGCGUCAUUAAUAUAGCUUUAAAAGAUGUUUGUUAAGUUUAUAUCUACACUAGUAUUAGUACAGUUUUACUUAAUUAACAAUCUGCUGUUUAGAUUGUUGGAAAACCGGGAAAUGACUUGGCUUUAUUUCAGUUUGCGGUUGGCGUUAAUAAUUAAAAAGUUGAUCGAAAAUCGUAAACAAUUUUACGUUAUUUUAUUCCAACCGAUCAAUUUUAUACGAAUUUCAUUACUUUCGAUGUUUUGAGAUUAUGAGUGAUACAGUUAUACAUAUACAAAACUAUAGUGAGUAUGAACAACAUACUCCAAGCAGAGCUAAAAUGAAAAUUUACAAGAGAUAUGCAUAUAUUUUGUAACUAUUUAAUGCGUUUAAGAAUUUAUUUAGAGACUAAGAUAUUUCUUGUGUUAUCAAUGUUAUAAGGUAGUUUAACAAAGUAAUUUAGCUUUUUACCGAGUGAAGAUAUUAAUUAUUCUAUGUUGAAUCUUA
This is a messenger RNA of Bombus huntii, 2232 nucleotides long. RefSeq names its product enhancer of split mgamma protein-like. Gene Ontology annotation, biological process: anterior/posterior pattern specification; regulation of transcription by RNA polymerase II; regulation of neurogenesis. The transcript has 5 exons. Gene Ontology annotation, molecular function: RNA polymerase II cis-regulatory region sequence-specific DNA binding; protein dimerization activity; DNA-binding transcription factor activity, RNA polymerase II-specific. Lineage: Eukaryota; Metazoa; Arthropoda; Insecta; Hymenoptera; Apidae. Gene Ontology annotation, cellular component: nucleus. The coding region runs from base 899 to 1678 and encodes 259 amino acids. The record is from RefSeq and is a predicted model, not a curated record.